Homalodisca vitripennis (glassy-winged sharpshooter) is the source of this 1183-nucleotide messenger RNA. RefSeq names its product myosin regulatory light chain 2, smooth muscle major isoform-like. Gene Ontology annotation, biological process: post-embryonic development; locomotion. Gene Ontology annotation, cellular component: myosin II complex; cytoplasm. The transcript has 6 exons. The record is from RefSeq and is a predicted model, not a curated record. Gene Ontology annotation, molecular function: calcium ion binding; myosin heavy chain binding. The coding region runs from base 102 to 941 and encodes 279 amino acids. NCBI's taxonomy places the organism in Eukaryota, Metazoa, Arthropoda, Insecta, Hemiptera, Cicadellidae.
GGUGGGAGGGGGAGUGAGGAGGGAGUGUGAUGUCAGUCAGUGUUCCACUAUUCUGAGCCCCGUCACUGGAGAGCGAGCAAGUCAGGACCGACACCACUGCCAUGGCAGAUGUUCCAGAGGAUACUCACACCAAGGAGAAGAAGGAGAAGAAAAAGAAAGAAAAAAGUGGGGAUGAAGAAAAGAAAGAGAAGAAAUCCUCAAUAAAAAAAGAAAAAACAGAUCGAGCAGUAGCUGAAAACACAGUUUCAGAGGAAACUGAGCAAACACAAAAACCAGAGAAUGUAGAGCAAAAAAGAGUAGAAAUACAGGAACCUCCGAAGGAGGUUGAGCCGGAACCUGCAGCAAUGGCUACAACAGCAGAGCCAGAAGUGGAGGAAGAACCCAAGCCAAAGCCAAAGAGGAAACCAUCUAAGAGGAGUUUGGAACUAGAAAUAGACGAUGAAAAACUUAACCAGUUAAAAGAGGCAUUCCAAAUUUUUGAUUUCGACCACGAUGGGGUAAUUGACAAGAAUGACCUCCGCAAGUCUCUGAUAGCCAUGGGACAAGACAUUCAUGAUAUACAUGAAGAAGAACUGGAAAAGAUGAUGUCAGAGGCCUGUCAGCCAUUGGAUUUUGAUGCAUUUAUCAUGCUACUAGGUUAUCGGACCAUCGAGUUGGAUCCUGAAGAGGUACUGAGAGAUGCUUUAUCUCGGUGGGAUUAUGACGGCUCAGGCCUCAUCUCUGAGGAAAAGUUCAGGUCAGAUUUAAUGUGUCUGGGAGACAAAUUCUCAGAGAAAGAGGUAAACAUGGCACUAGAAGAUGCUCCGGUAACCAAGGGCUUUGGCUUCUACAAGGAUAUCCGUAUGAUAGACUACGUCAAGUUCUGUCACAUAUUGUGCGGGCUGCGUAAGAAGACCCGAGACCCCUCCUUGGAGGAGUAUGGCCUGGAUGUCUCUGUCUGAUCAUUGUGGACCGAUCACUACACAAGCAUUAUUUAAGGACAAUAAAUUUAAGCAUCAACUUUUAUAGUCUUUAUUGAACUAUUCUUAAAUUAAAUUUAUGACUUUGUCUACAAAAUAAAAACACUAACGACUUAAAAGUACUGUAUUUUUAUUUGCAUUACCACUUAGAUACAAUAGUGAUUGAACAAACACUCUUCGUUUUGAAAUUAUGCAAUGAAAUAAAAUGAAUGGUUUUUGGAGAA